Soboliphyme baturini is the source of this 1215-nucleotide messenger RNA. The record is from the annotation of a GenBank genome assembly. Lineage: Eukaryota; Metazoa; Nematoda; Enoplea; Dioctophymatida; Soboliphymatidae.
GACGAAUUUAGAAAAGGUGUCGUAGUUGGCGAAGAAGUGCUUGAACGAUCGGGAAUAGUUGCGAUUGGUGAUUCUGGAAACGAUGUCGUAACUGUCGUAGGACUGGUUGUCGGCACUCGUCCUGGAGUAGUUGCCGGCGCAGUACUAGUUCCUGGCUCUGGUGAAGGAGUCGUUGUUGUCGUAGUUGAGCCUUCAGGUUCUAGUGAAAGUGUGAUGCUUGGCGUGGUGGUUGUUGUUGGCUCUGGAGCUGGAGUCGUAGUUGUUGUUGUUGAGCCUUCAGGUUCUGGUGAAGGCGUGGUUUCUGGCGUAGCAGUGGUUGCUGGCUCCGGAGCUGGAGUCGUAGUUGCAGUUGAGCCUUCAGGUUCUGGCGAAAGUGUGGUGGUUCCCGUAGGAGUGGUCGUUGGCUCUGGUGCUGGAGUCGUUGUACUUGUAGUUGAGCCUUCUGGUUCUGGUGUAGGCGUGGUUUCUGCCCUUGUAGUGGCUGUUGGCUCUGGUGCUGGAGUCGCUGUUGUUGUAGUUGAGCUUUCUGGUUCUGAUGUAGGCGCGGUUUCUGGCGUAGUAGUGGUUGUUGGCUCUGGCGAGGUUUCUGGCCUUGUAGUGGUUGUUAGGUCUGGUGCUGGAGUCGUUCUUGUUGUAGUUGAGCUUUCUGGUUCUGAUGUAGCGGUGGUUUCUGGCGUAGUAGCGGUUGUUGGCUCUGGUGAUGGAGUCGUUGUUGUUGUAGUUGAGCCUUCUGGUUCUUGUGUAGUCGUGGUUUGUGGCUUAGUAGUGGUUGUUGGCUCUGGUGCUGGAGUCGUUCUUGUUGUAGUUGAGCCUUCAGGUUCUGGUGUAGGCAUGGUUUCUGGCGUUGUAGUUUUUUUUGGCUCUGCUGAUGGAGUCGUUGUUGUUGUAGUUGACCUUUCUGGCUGUGGAGUAGGCGUGUCUUUUGGCGUUGUAGUGGUUUUUGGCUCUGGUGCUGGAGUCGUAGUUGUUGCAGUUGAGCCUACUGGUUCUGGUGCAGGCGUUGUUUGUGGCCUUGUAGUGGUUGUUGGCUCUGGUGCUGGAGUCGUGGUUGUUGUAGUUGAGCCUUCAGGUUCUGGCGCAGGAGUAGUUUCUGGCGCAGUAGUGGUUGUUGGCUGUGGACCUGGAGUCGUAGUUGUAGUAGUUGAGCCUUCUGGUUGUGGUGUAGGCGUGGUUUCUGGCCUUGUAGUGGUUGUUGGCCCUGGUGCUGGAGUCGUU